Corvus hawaiiensis (hawaiian crow) is the source of this 1865-nucleotide messenger RNA. It is a transcript of the gene RAD51, whose product is annotated as RAD51 recombinase. Gene Ontology annotation, cellular component: condensed nuclear chromosome. The transcript has 10 exons. The record is from RefSeq and is a predicted model, not a curated record. Gene Ontology annotation, molecular function: ATP-dependent DNA damage sensor activity; double-stranded DNA binding; single-stranded DNA binding. Lineage: Eukaryota; Metazoa; Chordata; Aves; Passeriformes; Corvidae. Gene Ontology annotation, biological process: DNA recombinase assembly; mitotic recombination-dependent replication fork processing; chromosome organization involved in meiotic cell cycle. Bases 134 to 1303 code for a protein of 389 amino acids.
GCGUUAAACAAAGGGCUGGAGUUGAGCAGAAUGAGGGGACGUGGCGCGGGGAACCCAAGGAGUUCCAGAUCGCCGGCGGGCGGUACCUGGGAGGUGCUGCUGGCCGGGCCCCCGGUAAAGUUAGAAUCGUGGAAUGCCGGAAUGGCCAUCGAGUUCUAGCCUGGCCUUUGACACUUCCAGGGAUCCAGGGGCAGCCACAGCUUCUCUGUGCCAAGGCCUCAGCACCCUCACAGAGGAGAAUUUCCUGCCAGUGUUCAAUGGGGUGUCCUGGUCCCUCGCUGCCAUGGCCAUGCAGAUGCAGCUCGAGGCCAGUGCAGACACGUCAGCAGAGGAGGAGAGCUUUGGGCCGCAGCUCAUAUCCAGGUUGGAGCAAUGUGGCAUAAAUGCCAAUGAUGUGAAGAAGCUGGAAGAAGCUGGAUUUCACACAGUGGAGGCUGUGGCUUAUGCACCAAAGAAGGAGCUGCUGAACAUUAAAGGCAUCAGCGAAGCCAAAGCUGACAAAAUCUUGGCUGAGGCAGCCAAACUGGUUCCCAUGGGCUUCACCACAGCCACAGAAUUCCACCAGCGACGGUCAGAGAUCAUCCAGAUCACCACUGGCUCCAAAGAGCUGGAUAAGCUGCUUCAAGGAGGAAUAGAAACAGGGUCCAUAACAGAAUUGUUCGGGGAAUUCCGUACUGGGAAGACGCAGCUGUGUCACACCCUGGCAGUCACCUGUCAGCUCCCCAUAGACCGCGGGGGCGGCGAGGGAAAAGCCAUGUACAUCGACACGGAGGGGACCUUCCGUCCAGAGCGGCUCCUGGCUGUGGCUGAAAGGUAUGGCCUGUCUGGCAGUGAUGUCCUGGACAACGUGGCCUAUGCCCGGGGCUUUAACACCGACCACCAGACCCAGCUGCUGUACCAGGCCUCGGCCAUGAUGGCUGAGUCACGGUACGCGCUGCUGAUCGUGGACAGUGCCACGGCCCUGUACCGCACGGAUUACUCGGGAAGGGGGGAGCUCUCCGCCAGGCAGAUGCACCUGGCCAGGUUCCUGCGGAUGCUGCUGCGCCUGGCAGAUGAGUUCGGUGUGGCCGUUGUCAUCACAAACCAGGUGGUGGCACAGGUAGAUGGAGCUGCCAUGUUUGCUGCAGAUCCCAAAAAACCCAUCGGAGGCAAUAUCAUCGCUCAUGCUUCCACCACCAGGCUGUACCUGCGGAAAGGCCGAGGUGAGACCAGGAUCUGUAAAAUCUAUGACUCUCCGUGUCUUCCCGAGGCUGAAGCCAUGUUUGCUAUCAAUGCUGACGGAGUGGGAGAUGCUAAAGACUGAAAGCUCCUUUUCUUCCCCUGAAGCCCAAGACUCUGUGCCCAUAAGAAGCUCCUUUCUUGGUGGCACCUUAGGGAUACUUCCCAAGGCAGCGGGCAGAGGAAGCUGUGGUGUGUCAGCGUGGGAACCGUCGGGACACACCGAGCACAGCCAGAGCUGUUGGGAAGAGAUUCCCUCUGGGCUGCAGGCACAGAUUAGGUCAGUGGCUUCCUCAGCAACAUUCCCAGAGGACCAUACCCUGCGUAUUUUCCUGGAUCCCACCGUGGACACGGUGCAGCAGAACCUCGGUGGCCGCAGUUGGGAACUUGGUGAAUUGGAAGCAAAGCUGAAGGAUUUGUCCCCUAAGAGGAGUGGUGAUUUAUAAACCAAAGCAGAGUGCUAUUCCACACGAGGGAUCUGGGAUUGCUGAUGGUCCCAAUCCAUAAUCUUUCUGUUCAUUUUCUUUUGGAUGCUGCAGCCUGCUGGCUUAGGGGAGCUGUUCCUUUACAUUUCAGUUUAAUUUUCUGUAGUUCGUUAAUACUCUCUGGAAAUCUGCUUUAAAUAAAAAGGCCCCUGAGGACAUUGA